UAUGUACCUCAGUAGCACGUAAAAGCAAGGUUUAUAAGAAUGGACAAAUCCUCCAAGAGUCAAGACAAAUUCAUCUACGCGGUCCCACCGGUCAAUCAUGUCUACUUUGAAGAGACCAACUACCCUCCACCCCGGGGAGCGAGUCCUAGUCACCGGCGCAAACAGCUAUCUUGCUUCAAACAUCAUUGAUCUUCUUUUAUCCCUAGGAUAUCAUGUACGAGGCACAAUCCGUGCUGAGAAACCCUGGCUUGAUGAGUACUUUACUUCAAAAUAUGGAACUGGCAAGUUUGAAAGCGUUAUCGUCCCUGAUGUUACUCACAAAGAAUCCUUGGUGAAGGUAUUGGGUGAUAUUAGCGGGGUGUUGCAUGUGGCUUCGGAUUUGUCUUUUAGUGCAGACGCAGACAAGGUCAUCAAUGGUGUUGUCAAGGCUACCCAGUCUGUUUUAGAAGCAGCUGCUGAGCAGAAAUCCGUCAAAAGAUUCGUUCUUACUUCAUCUUCCACGGCUGCUACUCUUCCAAAAGUUAAUGUGGAGGGUAACAUCGUCGAUGAGGAUUCCUUGAACGACGAAGUUGUCAAACUCGCCUGGGAUGAGAAGCCCGACCCUCACAAACCUUUCUACAUUUACGGCGCUUCCAAGACAGAAGGUGAGCGAUUCGCCUUCAAAUGGGUCAAAGAGCACAAUCCCCAUUUCACUCUGAACACUGUUCUCCCAAACUUCUCCAUGGGACCUUUCCUUUCUCCUGAUUUCAACGGCUCCUCCGGAAAACUUGUCGUUGAUCUACUGCGUGGUAAUUAUAGGGCGAUGCUUCCUCAAUACUAUGUCAACGUUCAAGACGUAGCACGUCUCCAUGCCAUAGCUCUUCUUGAUCCAGAACUCAAGUCUGACCGAUUAUUCGCGUUCGCCGGUACUUUCAACUGGACUGAAAUUAUUGAUAUUUUACGCAAACUUCGUCCCAAUGGCAAACUCCCAACGCCCCCUGAAAAUGAAGGUCGGGAUCUAAGUGUGAUCAAACCUGCAAAAAGAGCAGAGGAGUUGAUUAAGACGUGGUUUGGCCGACCUGGUUGGGUUUCGUUGGAGCAAACUCUCAAGGAAGCGGUUGAUAGUGCUGGGCUUUAG
This is a messenger RNA of Talaromyces stipitatus ATCC 10500, 1117 nucleotides long. RefSeq names its product NAD dependent epimerase/dehydratase, putative. Gene Ontology annotation, molecular function: oxidoreductase activity, acting on the CH-OH group of donors, NAD or NADP as acceptor. The transcript is spliced from 5 exons. The record is from RefSeq and is a predicted model, not a curated record. NCBI's taxonomy places the organism in Eukaryota, Fungi, Ascomycota, Eurotiomycetes, Eurotiales, Trichocomaceae. The coding region runs from base 98 to 1117 and encodes 339 amino acids.